AUGACCGAGUCGUGCCAGAAUGAGUGCAGUCAGCCCUGCACCGGGCAAAAUGAUACACCGGAUAUUGAAGACUUCCGGACAGAAAUCAAGUCACUGAAGCAACGAAACGAAGAAUUGGUACAGAAACUUUCCGACCUUGCGUGUACUAGGAGGACCGCCUCCUCAUCUCGACCUUUGCGUUCCGAAAACUGGUUCUCCAACGACGGAGAGCCAGCCCUCAGUACUCUGUAUGCAGACCGAUAUCUGAACUUCGGGUUGACUACCGAGGAGCUGAUGUCCAAGAAACCCGUCAUUGGAAUCGCCCAGUCAGGAUCUGACUUGUCGCCUUGCAAUCGAUAUCACGUCCAGACGGCCAAGAGGGUGCGUGAAGGCAUCAUCGCCGCUGGAGCGAUCCCACUCGAGUUUCCGACCCACCCGAUUCAAGAGAGCUCAAGAAGGCCGACGGCGACGCUGGAUAGGAAUCUCGCGUAUCUUGCGCUGGUGGAGAUUCUCCAUUCCUACCCUCUGGACGGCGUCGUCUUGUUGACUGGCUGUGAUAAAACCACGCCGGCUUGUUUAAUGGCCGCUGCCACAGUGAAUAUUCCUGCCAUCUGCCUGAAUGUCGGGCCAAUGCUCAAUGGGAGGAGGAAUACGGAUCUCAUUGGCACUGGGACCAUUCUGUGGCGGGCGAGAGAGCUGAAAGCAGAAGGCAUCAUCGACGAUGCGGAAUUCUUCGACAUGGUGACUUCGGGAACUCCAUCCGCGGGACAUUGCAAUACGAUGGGUACAGCUUCGUCCAUGAACGCGCUGGCCGAGGCGCUGGGGAUGGCGUUGCCCGGGUCAGCGGCCAUCCCGGCAGUCUACCGCGAGAGACUUCAGUGUGCGUACAAAACAGGCCAGCAAAUUGUCGAAAUGGUCCAUUCGAACCGCAAGCCGAGUGAUAUCAUGACGCGCGAGGCGUUUGAAAAUGCCAUCGUGGUCAAUAGUGCGAUCGGCGGGAGCUCCAACUGCCCAAUCCACCUGAUCGCUAUUGCCCGACAUAUGGGCAUAACUCUGGAUCUGGACGACUGGGACCGCGUGGGGUAUCCUAUCCCUCUUCUCGUCAAUGUCCAACCAGCCGGCGAGAUGUUGUGUGAGGAAUAUCACCACGCUGGGGGACUUCCCGCAGUUAUGGCCGAACUGUUGGACGCGGGAAAACUCCACGCAAACGCAUUGAGUUGUACCGGUCGCACGGUGGGAGAAAUCGUGAAGGGGAAAUUCUCCUGGGAUCGGAAGACCAUUCGACCCUAUGGCGAUCCGUUGAAGAAGAACGCCGGCUUCCUCCACCUGAAAGGCACGUUAUUUGACUCGGCUAUCAUGAAGACGUCGGUCAUCUCGGAGGAAUUCGAGGCCAAAUUUCUCCGGAACCCCUCACAUCAGCCCGGCACAUUUGCCGCGUUCGAAUGUCACGCCCGCGUGUUCGAUGGGCCUGAGGACUACAACGAGCACUUGGAGGACGACGACGACGACGACGGCUCCAUGGAUGAUCGGACGGUGCUCGUGAUGCGCGGGGCUGGCCCGAUUGGCUACCCCGGCGCGCCGGAGGUGGUCAACAUGCACGCCCCCGGACGACUGCUGCAAUCCGGGGUGCGGUUCCUGCCAUGCAUUGGCGACGGGAGGCAGUCAGGAACGUCGGGUUCUCCGUCCAUCUUACACGCCUCCCCGGAGGCGGCUGUCGGAGGGAAUCUGGCGAUCCUGCGCACGGGAGACACGUUACGCAUCGAUCUGGAGGCCCGGCGGGUGGAUCUGAUGCUGUCCGACGAGGAGAUCCGGAGCAGAAGAGCCACGAUGGCGGGCAAGAUGGAGGAGCUGACGGCGCCCAGCCAGACCCCAUGGCAGGACAUCUUUCGGCGUGAGGUCGGCCAGUUGAGUGACGGCAUGGUCCUCGAGAGUGCCGUCAGCCAUCAGAGAGUAGCGGAUCACUUUGCUGUGCCUCGACAUAAUCACUAG
This is a messenger RNA of Fonsecaea erecta, 1968 nucleotides long. Its product is annotated as dihydroxy-acid dehydratase. Gene Ontology annotation, molecular function: hydro-lyase activity. The coding region runs from base 1 to 1968 and encodes 655 amino acids. NCBI's taxonomy places the organism in Eukaryota, Fungi, Ascomycota, Eurotiomycetes, Chaetothyriales, Herpotrichiellaceae. The transcript has 3 exons. The record is from RefSeq and is a predicted model, not a curated record.